This is a messenger RNA of Leguminivora glycinivorella, 1504 nucleotides long. Its product is annotated as U6 small nuclear RNA (adenine-(43)-N(6))-methyltransferase. Gene Ontology annotation, biological process: rRNA base methylation. NCBI's taxonomy places the organism in Eukaryota, Metazoa, Arthropoda, Insecta, Lepidoptera, Tortricidae. The transcript is spliced from 7 exons. Bases 51 to 1484 code for a protein of 477 amino acids. Gene Ontology annotation, cellular component: nucleus. Gene Ontology annotation, molecular function: 23S rRNA (adenine(1618)-N(6))-methyltransferase activity. The record is from RefSeq and is a predicted model, not a curated record.
AAAUCGAAACGGAUACAUUUUCACUUAAAGUUGUUUUAUUUACAACAAUAAUGGCUAUGAACAGAUACAUGCAUCCGCGAAAUAUCUAUAAAAACCCUCCAGAUUUUUCGAAGCUUUCAAAAGACUUUUCAGAAUUUUCUAGCAUUUGUAAAACGGAUGUAUCAGGAAAAGUAACAAUCGAUUUCAAAGAUCCACAUUCCUUAAGAGUACUAACAAGGUGUCUACUAAAAUCAGAUUUCAAUCUAGAUGUUAAAAUACCUGAAGACAGAUUAGUGCCCACACUGCCUUUACGACUCAACUAUCUGCUGUGGAUAGAAGACCUAAUUAAAGCUAUCAAAAGAACUGGACAUAUAAAAGGCUUGGACAUAGGUACUGGUGCCUGUGCUAUUUACCCACUUUUGGCAACAGCGAAGAACAAAUGGAGCAUGCUAGGCACUGAAAACGAUGAAGAAAGCCUUAGUAAGGCUUUAGAGAAUGUUCAACAAAAUAAUUUGCAGGAUUUCAUUCAGUUAAAACUAAACAAAACUCAAUCAAUAUAUGAUUUUCUAUUUACUGAAGACAGUGGACUAGGGUUUGACUUCAGUAUGUGCAAUCCUCCUUUCUACAGCAACAUCCAAGAACUCUUAGAAUCUCGCAGUACUGCCAGACCACCUCCAAAGAAUGGAUUUACUGGUUCCCCACAUGAAUUGAUCACAGAUGGAGGAGAGUUAGAAUUUUGUAGAAAAAUGAUACAAGAAAGCAAGAACCAUAAAAAGAAAGUCAUAUUAUUUACUACAAUGGUAGGACAUAAGUUUACAUUAAAUGAAUUAUCUGAAGAUCUGAAAGCAGAAGGUAUUAAAUACACUAGCACGGAAUUCUGCCAAGGCAGGGUCACAAGAUGGGGUUUAGCAUGGACAUAUCAAGACUAUAAUAUUUACAAAUUAGUUCCACCAAGAGAUAAGCCCCGGAAAAAGAUUGCUAACACUGUAUACCAGUUACCAGAAUUAUCAAAUAGUAUAAGUAAUGUUGACAUUGCGUUUGAUAAACUUAAACCCCUUCUUCUGACCUUAAAAAUAUCACGAAAAGUUCUUAACAAAAAAGGAAAUUGUAUACUUCUGGACAUUAUUGCUACUGAAAACACAUGGAGUAAUCAAAGAAGGAAAAGGAGAAUGCUUAAAAGAGAAGACGCAAAUGAUGCAAAGAAAUUAAAACAAGAUUGUUCACUAGAGGCAGAGACUGUUUUGGAGAAUAAUAAUUCAGAAGAAAAACCUAUAGUGCUAGAAAAUGCUUGUUCAAGUAUUGUUAAUGGUUGUGAUGAUGCCAAAACAUCACAAUUGCUGGGAAAUACUGAAGUAGAUAAAGGAGAACAACAGUUAGUUCAUGCAUUUUUAAAACUUUUCUUAAAAGAUGGCCAUAUAUUUCUGGAAACAGAAUUUCUCGAUGGUGCCAGUGGGAAAGAAGGUCUACAUCAAAUAAUACAAUACAUUAAAAACAACUGGAAAUAACAUAACAUUUUAUCAUUGAA